UGUUGCACACUUUUCGCGCCGGUUUCCUUAAAUGCCGAAUACUUCCUGAACCGUAGGACGAUUUAAACCGUGUCGGUGUCCUGACACAUUUGAGAGAAAAUCGAUAUUAAACUUAUUCAGUGUUCAGUGAAUCGUGUGGGUGUAACGAAGCCUUUGGUGUCCUGCUGCAAAAACCUUUAAGAAUCAGCCGUAGCUGUGGAAAUGAAACAGGAGUACCAGGACCUCAUCCUGCAGGCAUGUGAUGCUUCAUCUCUGCGAGUCGGUGCUAAGAUCCAGACCCUGUGGAGUGGUUAUGGGGAGAUAGUCCGGCUGCACCUGGAGGGCUGUGACCGGCCCUCCGUGGUUGUAAAACACGUCAAGUUUCCAGAGGAAGCCGAGCAUCCCGGGGGUUGGAACACAGAUCGAUCCCACACACGUAAAGUGAAAUCCUACCAGGUGGAGACACAUUGGUACCAAAACUAUUCCACCAAUCAGAGCUGUCGCAUCCCUGCCUGCCUAGCUGCCUGUUCCUAUGGCGAUGAGAUGCUGAUCGUGCUGGAGGAUCUGGACGUGGCCGGUUACGAUCAGAGGAGGACGAGCGUUAAAGACAGGGAGAUAAAGGCUUGCCUGAGCUGGCUUGCUCACUUCCACGCUCUCUUCCUGGGUGUGGCACCGGAGGGUCUGUGGCCUGUCGGUACCUACUGGCACCUGGAAACCCGGCCAGACGAGUUGGAAGCCAUGGAUGACGCUGAGCUCAAAGCAGCAGCAGGCGACAUUGACAGGAUACUCAAUGAGUGCCGUUUCAAGACCAUCGUUCAUGGAGAUGCCAAAUUAGCUAAUUUCUGUUUUUCCCAGAGUGGGAAGGAUGUGGCAGCUGUGGACUUUCAGUAUGUGGGCGGGGGCUGCGGGAUGAAAGAUGUUGUAUAUUUUCUAGGAAGUUGUAUGGACGAGAGGGAGUGUGAAAAGAGGGUACCCGGACUGCUGGACUACUAUUUUUCAGAACUAAAGCUAUCGUUAAAAAAAGACAUAGACUUUCAUGCCCUUGAGAAAGAGUGGAGGGAGAUGUUUGCAUUUGCUUGGACAGACUUUCAUCGUUUUCUGCUGGGAUGGAGGCCGGGACACUGGAAGAUCAACCGAUACAGUAAACAGCUGACAAAGGAGGUUCUGCGCAAGCUGAAACAGUAAUCAGUAGUUUCCAUGCAGCAAGUCUUCCUGGGAUAAACACACAAAGCACCCAGGAAAUUUGUACAUACCCAUAACUAUUCCUGUGUAAUUUAAUGAAGCAUGCUUAUCACAUUAUUUGUUAGAAAAUAAGAGUUGUUGAACUGCUAAGGCAUUUUUACUUUUCUAUAUGGCCUACUGCAAAUUGGGUGCACAGAUGUAAAUUUAUGUCAGCACUUUAAAAGCAAUAUCACACAUUGUAAAAAGCAGGAAAUAUGGCUGAAAACAUUUCUGGAUUUUAUUCUAGUACAUGCAAAGAUUUAUUCAGUGGAAAUUAUUCCGGGUGUGCAGUAAUUAUGAAACACAGAUAAAAAUAAAGGCAACUAAUAGCAUUAUUAUUGUAGAAUGUGGGAUAUAAAAAAUACUAAAGCAAUAAUUUCUACAAUCUCUGCGAAUAGUUUGAGAAAGAAAAACUCAUCAGUUUUGCGGCACUUGAGGAGGAAAAUACUUCAGCGCUGAGACUUAGUCUGGCUGUGUGGUUGGACAAAAGCAUAACAUUUUCUCCAAAUGUAGUUUGCCUGUUAGGCAACUUACACUGCCCUCUAGUGGUGGAGUGCCAUUCCAACUAUCAGUCCUUUGUUUAAGAGGUUCAUUUGAAGUAGGCGUGGAAAAACUGAAAAUCUUACAAAUAAAACAAAUACACUU
Messenger RNA from Oreochromis niloticus (Nile tilapia), 1845 nucleotides. RefSeq names its product protein kinase-like domain containing (gene pkdc). Bases 202 to 1164 code for a protein of 320 amino acids. Lineage: Eukaryota; Metazoa; Chordata; Actinopteri; Cichliformes; Cichlidae. The record is from RefSeq and is a predicted model, not a curated record. The transcript has 3 exons.